Molecule: messenger RNA, 1329 nt
Organism: Lodderomyces beijingensis
Lineage: Eukaryota; Fungi; Ascomycota; Pichiomycetes; Serinales; Debaryomycetaceae
Source: the annotation of a GenBank genome assembly
AUGAUGAACUACUCCAUAGACCAGGGGAACGUCUCCUCAGCCGCCUUGAGGAAAAGGAGAACCCUCAAGAAAUCGAUCAAUUUUUCAAUCAUGAUUGUUGGGGAAAGUGGCUCGGGAAGGUCGACUUUGAUCAACACGUUAUGCGGAGGCAAUUCGAUUGUCCCCACGUCCUCCACCAUCAAGGAUAACCCUUUCACGAGAAAACUCACUUUGAGACACGAAAAUGUCGAGUUGGAGGACAACGAAGGGCACAAGAUUAGUCUCAACAUCAUUGAUACCCCGAACUUUGCCAAUCAAAUCAACUGCAACGACGACUUCAGAAUCAUUGUUGAUUUCAUCCGCCAUCAGUUUGACGAGGUGUUGUUGGAAGAGUCUCGCGUUAAACGGAACCCCAGGUUCAAAGACGGCAGAAUCCACAUUUUAAUCUAUCUUAUUAAUCCCACGGGCCACGGCUUGUCGGAAAUUGAUGUGAAAUUCUUGAAGCACAUCAACAACUUGGCCAAUAUAAUACCCGUGAUCUCGAAAGCCGACUCGUUGACAAGAGAAGAGUUGAAGCUAAAUAAACGGUUGAUCUUGGAAGAUCUAGAAAAUUACGGAAUCAAUUACUACAAAUUCAACGAGUACGAAUACGAAAAGGACUACAUUGACGAUGAAAUUAUUGAAUACAACAAGUACUUGAACUCACUUUUGCCGUUUGCCAUCAUUGGCGCAAAUGAGUAUAGAAAGAACCCAGGGCCAGAAGCAGGCGCGCAGCACGAAGGCGACGAAGAUGACGAGGCCGACGAUAUUAUCAAAUUGAGAGUGUUGAACAGCGACCUCAAGCCCAUUAAUAUCGAUGACCCCGAAGUGAAUGACUUUACCAUUUUGAAAAAUGUCAUACUCAUCACCCACUUGAAUGAGUUUAAGGAUUUGACCCACGAUCAAAUAUACGAAAACUAUAGAACCGAGGCAUUAUCUGGUAAACAGUUCCAUUACAUGAACAAGAACACCUCGGAUGACGGAAGCUAUAGAUCGUACACAGCAAGCACCCAGAACUUGGAGAAUUUGAAUAAUGGCAACGGUACAAUUAAUGGACUGAGUAACGGCCAUCACUUGGGCAACGGUCCCGAAAGUGCCAACUCCUCCGACUACUUGAAGAAGGAAGAACAAAUCAGAUUGGAAGAGGAGAGAUUGAGGAAGUUUGAAGAAAGAGUGCACCAGGACUUGAUAAACAAGAGACAGGAGUUGCAAGAUAGGGAAAAUGAGUUGAAGGAGAUUGAAAAGAGGCUAUUAGCAGAGGGUUUGAAGUUGAAUGAAAAUGGCGAUGUAGUUAAAGUUGGCGAAGAUUGA